CGUGCUUCUACCCGGUAAGUGUGACAAAAUCAAGCAAGAACGAGAUGAGGCUGUCAAGAAACUGGAGGAGUUCCAGAAAAUUUCUCACAUGGUUAUUGAGGAAGUAAACUGUAUUCAGAAUCAUCUUGAAAUUGAGAAGACGUGCCGUGAAAGUGCUGAGGCUUUGGCUUCUAAGCUGAACAAAGAAAACAAGACCUUGAAAAGAAUUAGCAUGCUUUAUAUGGCAAAACUGGGCCCAGAAAUUAUCACUGAAGAGAUUAACAUCGAUGAGGAAGAUCCAGCCCCAGAUACAGAAGCUAACUCUGGAUCAUGCAAUUCCGUGCAUUGUCAACAGCAAAUAAAAGAGCUGCGAGAUCAAAUCAUAUCUGUUCAUGAGGAAAAGAAGACCUUAGCCAUUGAACUGGAAAACCUGAGGUGCAAACUUGUAGAAGUAAUUGAAGAAGUGAAUAAAGUGAAAGAAGAGAAGGCUGUUUUGACAACAGAAGUUAACAAGCAGCAAAAACUGUUGGAAAAAUGUAACAGAGUGUCUGUGCUGGCUGUAGAGGAAUAUGAAGAGCUUCAUGUGAACUUUGAACUGGAAAAGAACCUACGGAAGAAAGCAGAGUCAUUUGCCCAAGAGAUGUUUAUUGAACAAAACAAGAUGAAAAGGCAAAGUCAGCUGCUUCUGCAAAAUGCUGCUCCUGAUCAGCAGCUUUUGAAGGCUUUGGAUGACAAUGCUAAGCUAACCCAUACAUUAGAGGAAGAGAGACUUCAACACCAACAAAAGAUCAAAGAAUUGGAAGAGCAGCUGGAAAAUCAAGCACUACAUAAGGAGAUUAGUCGUCUUAAACAGCAGCUAGAACUGUUAGAAGAAGAUAAAAAGGAGCUAGAGCUUAAGUGUCAGAGCUCUGAAGAAAAAGCAAGAGACCUAAAGCAUACAGUUGAUGAACUUCAAAAACGAGUACACCAGUCUGAAAAUCCUCCCCCUCCUCCUCCCCCACCUCCGCCUCCUCCUCUUCCUCCUCCGCCGCCUCCUAACCCUAUACGGUCUCUCAUGUCAAUGAUUCGCAAGAGAUCUCACUCCAACACCAAUGUGAGCAAGAAGGAGAAACCUCCCCAGCAGGAGUCAGGUGAAGAAGUAACAGAUCUGAAGAGACAAGCUGUUGAAGAAAUGAUGGACAGAAUUAAAAAGGGAGUUCAUCUGAGACCAGUCAACCAAUCAAGCAGACCUAAAACAAAGCCAGAGACACCAAAGCCUUCUGAAAGUGCAAUGAAAGAAUUAAAAGGGAUUCUGGAAACACUGAACAAAUCUACUAGUUCCCGAAGCUUGAAGUCCCUUGAGACAGACAGUGGUGAAACAGAGCUAGAACGAGUUCUGCGACGCCGGAAAGUGACUACUGACCAGGACAGUGGUGGUCCCACUGGAAUCUUGGCCACAUCAGAAUCAAAAUCUGAACCUGUGCUAGGUUCAGAAGCCAGUGCUGCACAAACGGCGUUGAACAAGAAAGAUCUGGAGACAGAACUCAGUACCAAAGUAUCUGAUUCAGGUCCUGUUUCUAACCAGCUUAAAGGUGUCACAGGUUCCAAGGCUACGUUACAAUCACCCAGUCAUAUGGAAUCUACAAGAAAAGCUUCUAGUAGUGAAAAAGGGACAGAAUCCAUUGUAGUUUUAGAUCCUGUUGCCACCGGUGGGGAUCGGAUGUCCGAAAACACACCGCAUCAGAACAAAACGAGAGAAGGAAAAAGCAAGCCACUGCCUAAAGAAACUAACGUAGAGAAAAUAAAAGAGAUAGACAGUUCUAACUGUUGAAACCUGUUCUGAAAAAGGCCGUACCUUUUGGGAAUCAUUAUCUGGACAUGUAAAUUGCUUAGGUGUGUUGCUAGGGGCUACAGUCUGUACUCCAAAGUUUUCAGUAAUGCAGGUUGAAAUGGUCUUUUGUAUGCAGUUUUGUUACAAGCAUUAGUGUUAAACAACUAUGUAUCACUCAAACUCCCUUUCCCAUUUUAGUUUUGCAGGUAUGGUUAAUGUUUUCUUAGAUGUUGACCGUUACCUUCCUUUUUCUUAAAACUGUGUUUGAAAAGGCUUUUUAAUUUUUUCUUUUAUUGAGAAGAUCCUUCGUUAAAGGACCAUUCCAAAGCUUGCCAGAAGCCCCUCGCAUCCCUCUUGAACUGGUCAGGCUUUGGGUUAGACCUUAUGAAGGCGAUUACACUCACCUCAGCUUCAGUAUAGGGGUAUUAUUAAAAACAAAUAAAAAAAACAGGUUUUAGACACACUGCUUUAAGAAUACUUUGAUACUACCUAAAGCAAGGUCUUGUAGGUCUCCUUACUGCCUUCUCCACACAGGCCACUUUGAUGAAAUUGAAAGCACAAGCAUAACACUUCUGUUUCAGUUUCCCCCGUAGAGAGCUAGCCCACAGACUGAAAAGCUGAGGCAGUGCAGCAUGUCUCUUUGGUACCAAGACUUCUGGUAACGAUAGCCAAAGGCAGAAGUUUGUGGAUAGAGACUGGUGCUCUCAUUUGGAUUAGCAGCUCUUCAAAGGAGGAUUUAUCUCCUGUUUAUUUUUGUUUUGUUUUGUUUUUUAUUAUUUUUGGUUUGGUUUUAUUCUGAGGUAGCAGUUUGGUACUCAUGCAGCUGGAAUCUGCAUGUGCUGCUGCAAAAAGUAAGUUAUCCUAGGCUCCCGUGAGUAUGGACUAUGUUUGGGAUUCAGUCAUUCAAGGGUUACAAGUUAUUUGGAAUCAACAUUUUUGAGAACUCCUAGGUAAAACCCAGUAGCGUUAAUAAAGAUGCCUUUGCUUUGAACCUAGUACGGAGCGGCGGCAUUAAGAUCUUCAUUCGGUAACACUCUGGAUUUCUGUACUUGGUAACACAAACCCCACUUUCCCUCAGCCCUUAUUCCCUAUGCAGACAGUGAGAUAGGUACCUAACUGACCUGCCGCACUGCCAGUUCACUUGCCAUUGUAGUUUCUUUUUAAAUCCAACGCGGUAUCGCGUUCUUUUAUAAUGAACAAACAGAUGUAAUCAGGGAUUUACCUAAGGAAGAUUGGUGUAACUGAAAAUUGGGUGGUCACAUACCUGAAUGCACUUGGGUUACUUUUUAUUUAAUGAUUUGGAACAUUGAUAGUAUUGGAGGAUGAAUGUUCUGAGUUUGUUAGUUUGGCUCUGCAUGCAGUUGUCUGGUGAUUUUCCUAAAAAUAAAAUGAUAGUAACGAAUGUGGUAGUUUCACAUCUUUUUUGGUGUUUUUGCAUGUUUGCUAAGAAAAAUCUUGGAUUUGAUCUAAUUACUGAAUAUGUUUAAUUCCUAAACUUAGGGAAAUUUGUCUCCUUAUUUGAUACCUUGCUUUCUGGAGGGCAGCGGUGGUUUUGGUGGUUAAUUUUUCACUUAUGUAUCUGUUACACUGAAUUUUAAAUGCAACAUUUUAUAUAUGUAUUUUCCUCAAAUUACUACUGCUGUAUUAUAUGUUCAAAUUUUCAAAUUAUUCAAAACCAGGAGUUAAAAAAAAUUCUUUUAAACUAUUUGUUACCUACAAUAUAAAUUAUUUAUUUAUCUUUUCACUGUUGCUUAUUAAAAAGACUACUGACAAGUUUCCCAGA
Molecule: messenger RNA, 3572 nt
Organism: Oxyura jamaicensis (ruddy duck)
Lineage: Eukaryota; Metazoa; Chordata; Aves; Anseriformes; Anatidae
Gene: SHTN1
Product: shootin 1
Exons: 16
Coding region: 89-1789 (566 amino acids)
Source: RefSeq, a predicted model, not a curated record